This is a messenger RNA of Dentiscutata erythropus, 370 nucleotides long. The record is from the annotation of a GenBank genome assembly. NCBI's taxonomy places the organism in Eukaryota, Fungi, Glomeromycota, Glomeromycetes, Diversisporales, Gigasporaceae.
CACAUUUUCACUUCUAGCCAUCAAAGUUUGCUUAAUACUUAUGGAACCUGUGAACGAUUUUCACUAUACUUCGCCAUUUUCUUAUCACAACACUAAGGAUCAAUAUACUUUGCCACUUUCUUAUUUUGAAACAGAGAAUAUGUCAAACGUGCCAUCGUCGUUCUAUUUUGGCAUCUAUAAUCACGACUUACCAGCAGCUCCUUAUUUUAAUACUGACAAACACGAUAUCAAUAUCGAAGAACACGAUAUUGCAGAUGCCUUAUCAACUUCCUUUAACACCUACAAAUGUGAUACUGCAAAUUCUUUGUCGCCACCAUAUUUUAAUACCUAUAAUAGCAAUAAAAACGUUUGGUUGAUAUCGAACCAUUAA